AUGAAUUCAAGUUAUAUGACACCAAAUUUGAUAACUACCUAUGAGAAAAACAUGCAAAAUAUAGUUAAAAGAAACGAAAAUGACAAUGUUGAAAGGUUGAAAGAAAAACAUUCUAGAAAAAGAAUAAGUUCUCUUAUUAUUUUAAAAUUUUUCAUAUUUGCCCUAUUCAAAUGGAUUAUAGAACGCUCAAAUGAGAGUAACCUCAACGGCGCCAUAAAGGACAGUUCAAUGCAAGGAGUAACAACAAUAUGUGCAAGGACAAAUAGAAGAUUAGCAGAGCCCAAAAUGGAUUUCGAUGAAGUGUAUGAGACAUUUAAAAAAAAUGUUUUAGAAAAAUUGGGAUGUAAUGAAGAAGAAUGCAAAACAAUUAGAUCUUCUGUGAAAUCUUAUUUCGAUGAAAUAAAAUGGAAAAGCACAAAUCAACAAGAUUCAAAUCUAUGUGCAGGGGAAAAUGGAGAAUUAAAUAACCUUUCAGAAGAAAAAUGUGAAGAAACAAGUAAAGAAAAAAACAAUUUAAAAUCUGAAGGAAUUUUAAAUUCGUUUAUAAAUUUCGUUAUAAACUAUAAGCUUACGUGUGUGACAUUUCUUAUAUUUACUCUUAUGUAUUUUAAGUCUAAAUAUUUAUUUUUCGUUAUGGGAAUAAUUAUAAUGCUAAAUUUAUUUUGGGAAUUAGAAAGCUUAAAUAAAAAAUUAAAAUUCGCGUAA
Molecule: messenger RNA, 705 nt
Organism: Plasmodium gonderi
Lineage: Eukaryota; Apicomplexa; Aconoidasida; Haemosporida; Plasmodiidae
Product: Plasmodium exported protein, unknown function
Exons: 2
Coding region: 1-705 (234 amino acids)
Source: RefSeq, a predicted model, not a curated record